Onthophagus taurus is the source of this 3485-nucleotide messenger RNA. Lineage: Eukaryota; Metazoa; Arthropoda; Insecta; Coleoptera; Scarabaeidae. The record is from RefSeq and is a predicted model, not a curated record.
AUGGUGUUGUGCAAACAACUUACCUACACCCAGAGGUUUGCCGAUCGCGAGAAAGCUAAAGAAGAGGUAAUUGCCGAUAUGCACGAAAUCCAGUCUUUAAAAUAUUGCCAGUUAAACGCAAUACAUUUAAAUUAUUGUGGAACACACGAACCAUGUUUAAAUGGUGGAACAUGUGAAAACACCGCUCCAGAUGCCUAUCAUUGUACGUGCCCCGAAGGAUUUUCCGGUGUUAACUGUGAAGUAGUAGACAACCCUUGCGCACCAGCUCCUUGCCAAUACGGAGGCACUUGCAUCGUCGAUGGGGGUUCCUUUAAUUGCCAGUGUCCUCCAGGUUGGACGGGCCCCACCUGCAAUAUAAAUAUAGAUGAAUGCGCCUCGGCACCAUGUCAAAAUGGAGGCCGUUGUGUCGACCUCGAAGACAAAUUUGAAUGUGAUUGUCCUUCGGCUUGGGAAGGAAACUUGUGCGAAUUUGAUGCAGAUGAAUGCUUGACGAAACCGUGUAUUAACUCUAUAUCUUGUACGAAUUUGUUGGGUGAUUAUCAUUGUGAUUGUCGUGUUGGUUGGAAAGGAAAAAAAUGCGAUCAAAACAUAAACGACUGUACGGGCCAAUGCUUGCACGGAGCAACAUGCAUCGACCUGGUAAAUGACUUCCAUUGCGCCUGCCAACCAGGCUACACAGAUCAGUACUGUUCCACCGACAUAGAUGACUGCGCAAGCAAUCCUUGCAAGAACGGCGGAGAAUGUGUUGACAAAGUGAAUGGAUUUAAAUGUAUUUGUCCUGUUGGGUUUACUGGACAUGAAUGCGAGAUUGAUCACGAUCAUUGCACACCAGAUCCCUGCGAAAACACUGCGCCAUGUUUCAACACUCAAACCGAUUACUAUUGUCAUUGUCCUGAAAAGUGGCAAGGAAAGAAUUGCAGCAUUCCUCGUUUAUCUUGCGACAAUCCGCCGUGUAACGAAGAAAUGGGUUCCUGUAAAAUUGUUGCUACAGGAGGUGGAAGAUUAUCAACAACAAGUGUAUGCGGAGAACAUGGACAUUGCGUCAGUACAUCAGGACAUGGUUACAGAUGUUCAUGUGAACCUGGAUAUACAGGACAAUAUUGCCAUGAAAAUAUAAAUGAUUGUAAAAUAAACCCUUGCAAAAACGGGGGAACUUGCGUGGAUAAAGUAAACGCUUUCAAAUGUAUCUGCAAGGAAGGUUGGGAAGGUGCCUUAUGCAAUAUAGAUAUCGAUGAAUGUUAUCCAAAUCCAUGCCUCAACAACGGAAGCUGUACGGAUAAAGUGGCAGAUUACGAAUGUGAUUGUCGAAAUGGUUGGAAAGGGAAGACGUGCCAAUUAAAAGAUGGACACUGCGACCACACCACUUGUAAAAAUGGUGGAACUUGUAAAGAUUUAGGAAACACUUUUGUUUGUCAAUGUCCAUCUGGUUGGGAAGGAACUACUUGCCACAUCCCUACAAGAACCGCUUGCCGAUCGAAUCCUUGCUUAAACGGAGGAACAUGCGUAAAUAAAGGGGAUUAUUAUCAAUGUAUUUGUCGCGAUGGUUUCGAAGGAAAUCAUUGCCAAGAUGACGUUAACGAUUGUAUGCCACAACCUUGCUAUAACGGUGGAAAAUGUAUCGAUGGUGUUAACUGGUUUCUUUGCGAAUGCGCGAAAGGUUUCACCGGACCAGAUUGCCGAAUCAACGUCAAUGAAUGUGCUUCAAAUCCUUGUGCUUACGGAGGAACUUGCGUUGAUGGGAUUGGAGAUUUUCAAUGUAUUUGUCCUUCAGGGAAAAGUGGAAAAACUUGUAAUUUGGAUGAUGGCACUUACACCCCACUUCCUGGUAGUUGCACCUGGGAAAGUCACACCUUCGAAAAUAACUACACUUGGCAACACGAUUGUAAUAAAUGCGCAUGUCAAAACGGAAAAGUUAAGUGCACAAAGAUUUGGUGCGGCUUAGAAAACUGCCGAAACGCUCCCAACAACGUUUGCAACACCAAUCAAGUUUGUGUUCCACCAACAGUUGAAUCGUGCCUAACACCACCAUGUCAACCUUACGGGGAAUGUAGAGAUCUCGAAAGUGGUCGAAGCAUAAAACCACCUUCAGUUCCAAGUCCAAGUUCGUGUUGGCCGAAUCAAGCCGUUUUAAGCAAUUAUUGCGCGAGAGUUACUGUAUUAUUAGAUAGAGUAAAAUUACCUCUUGGAGUUUCCGUUGAAGGACUUUGUGGGGAAUUAAGGAAAGUUUUAGCUAGUUAUGAGUUAACUCAUGAUCUUCGACAUGAAUUGGUACUUUUAUGCGAUUUGAAAAUUGAGUACAACGAUUCUGUUGAAGUAACUUUGAGUGGAAAAGAUGGUGUUUUAGAAGGUAUCCGUUAUUUAGGCGAAGCAAUUUCUCGUAAACAAACCGCAGUUUUAGCUCUAACCUCAAUAAUGGAAGUAAAAGUUGAAACGGCUCUCGUUUCUGAAGAACCACCUAGUAAUAAAUACCUAAUUGCUUUAGUUUGCUUAAUCAUCAUUGGAUUAUGUGCGGGAUGCGUUGGAUUCUUACUCUACAUUCGUCAACGAAGAAGAAAUUUAGGAUUGAGCGGUGUUAAUUUAUCGCCAUCGAUGGAUUCUUGCCACCGUAAUCACGAAGAUGAGAAGAACAACUUACAAAACGAAGAAAAUCUAAGAAGAUACGCGAAUCCGCUGAAGGACGAGGGAAGUUUGGCUAGUAUUAAUAGUGCGGGUGCGUGCGCUAUGGAUAUACCAAAAGUGAGUGUUGUACGUCCUUUAUCGACGAUUCACACGCAUGAACCUUCGAGUGAAAUGCUGGAGAUGAUUUCGGAAGCCGAUUGUCCUGGAAGAAAAACUUUAAUGGUUGCUCCAGGUACAAGUACGACUGAAGGUUUAAAAUUAAACGAUUUAAAUGAUGGUUUAAAACCAACGCAUAGAAAUAGCCAGAUUAUGUUGUAUAAGGCUCAAAAUCCGGAUGUACGGAAGAACACCGCCGCUUUCGAUGAUUCUUCAGGACAUAAGGACUUUAGUAAAAGUAUUAUAAACAUAAAUAAACAACGGACUUCGCAACAGAACACUAGUGCAAGUGUUGAUGUGCUUACAGUUCAUGUUUAAUAUAAAAUAAUGGGGCCAGUGUAAUAUAUUGUAGAUUUUUUUUUGUGUUUUUUUUAUUUUGAUAUUAUUUUUUUUUGAAAGAGAACAUUCAAUUAACAACUCGCUUCUUCUAACUUAUUUACAGAUUUUUAUAAUUAUACAUAUGACUUAAUUUAGUAAAGACAUAAAAAGUGGUUGAGGUGUUAAUGAAGGUUCUUUUUCCUGCACUAUAAAAAUAAAUAAAAUAAAAAAUUAUGAUAGAUAGCUAAGCUAUGAUCUGUAUGAUCUCGUGAUGAUAAACUUUUCAAAGUGACACAAACAAACACUUGUUUGUUCUUAGUGUGAUAUUAUUUAAUAUUUUAAUUCUUUUUGUUUUUUUUUUUAAUUAAUUUUUUUAAGAAGAACAGGUUUUG